CUAAACUUUACACAACUCUCAGUGACCUCUCCCGACGUGUCAAUUAUUCAAUCAUCGCCACUUCCAUAUUACAGAAUUUUCAACGGGGCAUCUUUGGAGAACGGACACCAUGGAUCGCGAUAUUUCUUCGUUGAUGAUGGGCACCUUUCGUGGCACCGGUAGGGAUGAUUUCGGUAGAGAGAGAGACAAACGACGACCCCUCCUACUGGACCGCGUUAUGGGAGAUCAACCACGCGUAUCGCGCUGCCGAUUGCUCCAGCUGCCUGCCGAACUUCUGGGCGACAUAGUCGAUUUGCUGGCCGACAAUAAGCCGGCCUUGGCCUCACUCGCCCUGGUAAAUAGUGAUUGCAGGCAAUGGGCACGCUCCUGCCAGUUUGCCGAAGUACGUUUUGACUAUGGACCUCAGACUCGGGAGAUCAUUCUGCAACUCGCAAGAGAGACCAUCUCUAGGAACACGGCUGCGAAGAAGCCAACCAUUGGGGUUUGCAUCCGCAAAUUUACCAUGGCCUCGGAUAGUGGUUGGGUCGCGACCUACAACCAGGAUCUUUGGGAUUCCAUAUGGGGUGAGACGCACGAAUCGUACAGUCAAGAGACUAGAGAUCAGCUUCGCGAAGAGGGCAACAAGCAAUAUACUUCAUGGGUCUCUCUUGUUCUCGGAGCCAUCUCCAUGGGAAUGCCCAAUCUUGAAACGAUCAUUUGGCAGGAUCGGUUCACCGUGGAUAACACAUUCUUUACAGCCCUGUCGCAAUCACCUGCCCAAAACAUCAAGCUCUGCGGGACACCUAUAGACAAACCUUACCUGAUUGAACCGCCGCUGACACCCCCUUCAUGGCCACUGCGAUCCUUGACAAUGGCGCGUUUCUUCGAAACUCUUCUUCGACGGUGCGCUCCUACUCUCGAGUUCCUGACUUGGGACUACAUGGACUAUGAAGCACCUGGCGAUGCAAUGUCGCUAGGCGAAGAACCCCUGUCGUUUCCUCGUCUUCGAUCUCUCAAGUUUUGCGUCAACUAUCUUACCCAGUCUGGCUUCUCGUCGUUCCUCGCCGCUCCGCUUCGGCAUCUUGCCCUGCCUUCGGCCUGCGACUGGGAUGCACUUGCAACAUCUCUUGCCACUUCCGAGCCUUUGCUGGAUCUCGAGACCUUGGUCAUCCCUAAUCUCAACAUGUCCCAGGAGAAUAUCUCACAGGUUGUGAGAUUCAUGAAGAGACAUAGUCACAUCCAGAAGCUCUACACAAGUGAAUAUGACGAGGCGUGCGGCGAGGAAGCACGGCUCGAUCAAUACAUCAUCCCCGCUCUCUCAGAUGGGUUUUCCAAUCUCCGGUCUCUUUCAUUGGCAUGGGGCGGGGGUAGCGUACAGGAAGAGACGAAACCACACAUUGCCACCAUUCCGGACGUGUCUCUACAAGUUAUUGGAACUAUCAGGUCGCUUGAGCAACUCAGUCUCAGUGCCGGGAUCCGCGUUGGCUGGCGCGCCCAAUGGCUGGUUGACCAUGACAAUAUACGCACACAUUUGCGUGGAUUGGGCAAACUCAAGUUGCUGGCGCUAAAUCGGGAUACGUACCCGAUCCCGCUCGCCAUACCCGAUAUUGAGCGCUACUAUACACUCAACCUCGUUACCGAAAGCGAGCACGCUGAUGCGUGGGCUAGACCGGAACUGGACGACCUCGCAGAGGACUUGGGACAACUCGGGAUUGACGGUGGCAUCGAUGCCGAUGAUGACGGCGUUGACGAGGAUGUCAUCUGGGAGAGAGCCCAUCGCAACCGUAUGCUUGACCAGGCUGAGAAGUAUGCCGCUGUGCUGCCGGCGUUGGAGUGGGUGUACUGCGGACAGCGGCCGAUGGCGAUCCAGAUGGACUUGAGCAAGCCGGCUCUGAAGAAGGCGGUGCCGUUGACGAAGGAGAGGGACGAAUCGUAUACAUUCCUCAAGCGCACAUUUGCAAUGGGAACGGACGAGGAUUAG
Pseudomassariella vexata is the source of this 1960-nucleotide messenger RNA. RefSeq lists its product as uncharacterized. The record is from RefSeq and is a predicted model, not a curated record. Lineage: Eukaryota; Fungi; Ascomycota; Sordariomycetes; Amphisphaeriales; Pseudomassariaceae. The transcript has 2 exons. The coding region runs from base 110 to 1960 and encodes 616 amino acids.